Molecule: messenger RNA, 1224 nt
Organism: Orbicella faveolata
Lineage: Eukaryota; Metazoa; Cnidaria; Anthozoa; Scleractinia; Merulinidae
Product: glutamine amidotransferase-like class 1 domain-containing protein 1
Source: RefSeq, a predicted model, not a curated record
UUAUUUCACAUCUUACUGUGGGAGAAAAGGGAAGAAAACACUGAAUCUGUGUAUGUUUGUCAUGUCUUUUCUAAUCAGACGUUUGAUGACACUGGUCAUGAGAUAUUUUUUUGUUUUAUGGAUUUCAGGUGUCUCAGCUCAGUCCUUCAUUCACGCAUUCACACUGACGCAUUCAGUUUUCAAUGUUCAGAUUGCAACACCACAAGGUCAGCAAAUAGACUUUGUGAAGGCAGAUGAAAACAGUAGAAAAUGGUUGAAUGAGUUUCGGACCAAGCCUUUUUCAGUUCCUGGAAAACUUGAAAAUGUUGAUGCGGCUAGGUAUGGUGCAGUACUUCUCCCAAGUUCCCCAGGAGCCCUUCAUGACCUGGCUAAAGAUAAUGAGCUAGCUAAGCUCCUUAAUGCAUUUGUCCAAGAAAAAAAGCCCAUCUGUGCUGUAGGACAUGGGGUUGCUGGACUUUGCUCAGCAAAACGAGAGGACGGAAAAUCUUGGAGUUUCAAGAGUUAUAGCAUGACAGGGCCUUCAGUUUUUGAAUCAGCCCGCUCACCAGAAUUUGCGAGUCUACCUAUCAUCCUUGAAGACUGGAUCAAAGAUAAUGGUGGAACAUACAGUGCCAGUGAACCAGAUGGGAUGCAUGUGAUCAUUGACAGACAUCUCAUAACAGGACAGAAUGACACAUCAACACUUUCUGCUGUUCAGAACCUCAUUCUUUUGUGCAAUGCAAGACAAGGAAAAACCAAGAGUUGAAAGCUGGCUCUGAUGUACAGCAAUAAAAUAAAAUUAUUUAGUACCAGUUAUAAUGUAAUUAUUACUGAAAAUUUUAUUAAUAAUAAUGAAAGGCCUUGUCCAUUCUUUCUUUAAGUAGUACAUUUUGAAACUAUAUUCUGUCAAAUAAGCCUGCAUGAAAUAAAUGUUUUAGCAUUUAUUUAAUUUUUUAAUUAUUUUUUUGUUUGUUUUUUAGCUGUAAUGAUUUAGAAGCUCUUUGCACCCAUUCAGUCAGUCACAAAACCAAAGGCAGCAUGUCCCAGUGGUCAGCGCAUCAAAUUCAUAAUCCAGCGGUCCCAGGCUCAAGUCCCGCUCUGACCACUACCUGGAUUUGUUUCACGGUAGCCGCGAGUUCAAAUCCUUGGCCACGGUUGUAAAUAGUCAACUGGUUUGCCUCCGGUCAGCUGAGAUUCUUAAUGAUAUUAUGUUCGAACAUCAUUUGAAUAAAUUAAUUUCUUUCA